This is a messenger RNA of Linum tenue, 708 nucleotides long. The record is from the annotation of a GenBank genome assembly. Lineage: Eukaryota; Viridiplantae; Streptophyta; Magnoliopsida; Malpighiales; Linaceae.
GAAAUCCUUAGGGAUGGCUUCCAUUUUUCAGCUGAGCUCUAGUCAUUGCGAUGCUCGGAUAAUGGACAAAUCAGUUAUGCGAAUGCUUCAAUUGCUGCUUGAGAAUUGAAUGUCAGUGGACUUAGGGAUUUCCUUCGCUGGUUUCAGGGUAAGCGAGUUAGAAGAAAACGAACAGAGGAAGGAGAGGAACCAUAAUUAAUGGAGUCUCAGUCCCAGACUCAGAAUACUUCCUUGCACCGUCUUCAGAAUGUGGAGAAGACUGUUGUCAAGGUUUUGGAGCUGGCUGGAGGAGUGAUGGAUGAACUGGCGAAUCCCAUGGGACCCAGGAAGGAAUUCAUCAAUAACCAUUGCCGCGAGUUCAUGCAAAUGAUCAAGGACAUCCAGUUUACUUUGCGCAAUGAAAUCAAAAGCACGUGUGAGUACCGUCCUUUUGAGAAGUGUGACUACAGCUCGAGGAUAUCAAACGAAAUCUGCUUCGACAAGUUGGAGUACCUUACUUCCCUUCUGAAUGGCUUGGAAGAAUCCAUUGACCAGUAUCAUGCUGCUGAUGCUGCUGCUGCAACCGCGAUGUUCCCUCCGAUUGAUUCAUGACAGUGAUGCAUCACCAUUCUCCCCUUAGCUUACCAGCCAGCCUCGUGAGUGUUCGAUUUCCUUGUGUUCCGUUGCAGCCAUUUGGACCAUAGAGCACGUCGCAAAGUCUGAACUUCA